Molecule: messenger RNA, 1939 nt
Organism: Zingiber officinale
Lineage: Eukaryota; Viridiplantae; Streptophyta; Magnoliopsida; Zingiberales; Zingiberaceae
Product: probable serine/threonine-protein kinase At1g54610
Exons: 7
Coding region: 181-1734 (517 amino acids)
Biological process (GO): positive regulation of transcription elongation by RNA polymerase II; protein phosphorylation
Cellular component (GO): nucleus; cyclin-dependent protein kinase holoenzyme complex
Molecular function (GO): ATP binding; cyclin-dependent protein serine/threonine kinase activity; RNA polymerase II CTD heptapeptide repeat kinase activity
Source: RefSeq, a predicted model, not a curated record
AAUAUCAACACGGUUUGGUGCUUUCCAAUUUUGCCACUCUUUAUCUCCCUCUGUCUCGCCUUCUCCGUCUUCUCUUCUUCCAGAAUCAAGCUUAGCAAACUGCAGUUAAAGUAACUCGCGCAGGUUGCAGCCACGACAAGCCGGUGAGCCAUUUACCGCCCUCCAUGUAGGCGGCCGCCCAUGGGUUGCCCUAUCAGCAAGCGGAGCGCCGCCGCCGCCUCGGCUCCUUCCGAGAAAUUGCACCAUCAGCCGCCCUCCGAACGCACCCGCAUCCCUCCCGCGCUCUCCCCUUCCGACGCCUCCACCUGGCCGACCUGGCUCCUCUCUGUCGCCGGAGAUUCCCUCCUCGGAUGGAAUCCUCGCCAAGCGGACUCGUUCCGUAAGGUUGCCAAGAUCGGGUCGGGGACGUAUAGCAACGUGUACAAGGCGUGGGACGUGGAGGCGGGGCGGAUGGUGGCGAUGAAGAAGGUGCGCUUCGACGUGGUGGAGCCGGAGAGCGUGCGGUUCAUGGCGAGGGAGAUCACGGUGCUCCGAAGACUCGACCACCCCAACGUCGUCCGGCUCGAGGGGAUUGCCAUCUCCCGCGUCUCCUCCGCUCUCUACCUCGUCUUCGAGUACAUGGAGCACGACCUUACUGGCCUCGCCGCGGCUCCCGGCGUGCGCUUCACGGAGCCCCAGGUCAAAUGCUACAUGAAACAAUUACUAUCUGGUCUCGAGCAUUGUCACAGUCGUGGAGUCCUUCACCGCGAUAUUAAGUGUUCGAAUUUGCUUCUGGACAAUGAAGGGAUACUCAAGAUAGCUGAUUUUGGACUUGCUUCUACCUUUGAUCCUGACCAUAAGGCAAGAAUGACCAGUCAUGUGGUCACAUUGUGGUAUCGUGCCCCAGAACUCCUCCUCGGUGCGACAAAUUAUGGUGUCGGUAUUGACCUUUGGAGUGUUGGCUGCAUUUUAGCAGAGUUGUUAAUGGGGAAACCAGUUUUCCCUGGAAGGACUGAGGUGGAGCAGCUGCACAUGAUCUUUAAGUUUUGUGGAUCACCUUCAGAAAAGUACUGGAAGAACUCAAAAUUGAGGCAUGCUACUAUCAUAAGGCCGAAACAAAACUACACGCGCUGUGUACGAGAAACUUUUAAGGAACUUUCACAUUCUUCUCUGUCGCUAAUCGACUCACUCCUUGCACUUGAUCCAGCUGAUAGAGGCACAGCUACUACUGCUUUGAACCACCAAUUCUUCACAACAGAGCCUUAUGCCUGUGAUCCAUCAAGCUUGCCUCAGUAUCCACCGAGCAAGGAAAUGGAUGCAAAAUUGAGAGAAGAGGCCAGAAGACAGAUCAGUGUUUCUAGGAAAGGCAAUUCGGAAGCAUCAAGAAGGUCUAGCGUCCGCAAAUGCAAUAGCAGAGCAGUCCCAGCUCCAGAAGCCAAUGCAGAGCUGCAAGUAAACUUGGAGAGAAUGCGGUUGAUGAUGACUCACAUAAACAUGACCAGCAAAAGCGAGAAGUUCCCACCACCUCAUCAAGAUGGAGCUGUUGGAGUCCCAUCGAAUGGGCUGAUGUCUUUUGCAGGAUCUGAUACAUCUUUUGCCUCGUAUUCUGGUAGAGGAUUGAUUGCAAGUAAAGAGGAACCAAGAACGGAAGAGCAUGGUUUGAGGAGAUUGUUGGAGAUCAAAAGAAAUCGAAGAGUACAUGGAACCAAAAGAAAAGAAUUGGUAGCUCUUGGAUCAGUCAAACACAAUAGUUAGCCUUUUGUAUAAGAAAGUGAAGUUGUAAUAUGUACAGAGAAGAAAGACUUCAGUUCAGAGUUUUAACAGUAGGAGUUAAGAAUCAAUUGUAUGGUAGACAUAUUGACUUCAUUGGACAGCGAUGGCACAAUUUGCGUUGGAUGAAAUUAAUAACAGAAGGCUCGCAAGUCAGUUGGUGACCCAAGAAAUGGUUUGUUUGAUAGUG